AGAGAUCCAGCCAGGCAUAUCGCAAUAUUUAAAAAUACAAUCACUGAAAAACUGUUUGGAAAGCAAAUGGUUAUUGCUGUAAAUGUAUUACUUUUAGUUAUCAAAACUCUUAGGCUACUGAUCGCUCAAUUCAGUUAUCUUAUUGACACCAGCAGAGAAGAUCGGCCAUAUCCCGAACGCUAAAUACAAGGCGGAAGAUUAGGUUAUGCAAUUUUUAAUUCUGAGCCGCUAACCCUUGAUGAUGCUGGGGCGGUGCCGAAACUUUUACCUCUAGACGUGGCCCGUUACAGCGGACAUAGGCUCCCAGUUGGGUUUAGGCUACUGUAUCACGCUCAAGCCGGUGUGCCUUUUGAUUUCAGUGAACAAUUUGAUAGUGCAAGCAACUCCUGCGCAGCUCUCCUGUGCUCCUGUACAGUGUGUCCCGACACAGGAUAAUGGUCCUUAUAAAGAGCUCGAGAGGAUUACAACUCGCCUUCCGAAUUUAUAAGCGAAGUCAUCAUCACUCAGUUGGAAUUAUUGGAGCGCCUUUUUCAAAAGGACAGCCGAGGGAUGGUGUGGAGAAAGGACCAGACCUCAUUCGCUCUGCCGGAUUGGUGGAAAAGCUCAGAGCGCAAGGCUGUGCAGUCAAAGACUAUGGCAACGUGACGUUUGAGGAGGUGGCCAACGAUGAGCCCAUAGGCAAUGUGAAGAGACCCAGAGCGGUGGGCAGCGCCAACCAACGUCUGUCUGCUGCCGUCCACGCCGUGAAGAAUGACGGACACACCUGUGUGAUGCUGGGAGGAGACCACAGUUUGGCGAUAGGCUCGAUCCAGGGGCAUGCAGCAGCUAAGAAGGACCUCUGUGUGGUAUGGGUGGACGCCCAUGCAGACAUCAACACACCCCUGACCUCCCCUACAGGCAAUAUCCACGGACAGCCCAUGUCCUACCUCAUCCACGAGCUGCACUCCAAGAUUCCAGUUCUGCCCAACUUCUCCUGGAUAAAGCCAUGUGUAUCAGCCAAAGACAUAGUCUACAUUGGCUUGAGAGACGUGGAUCCAGAAGAGCACCAUAUCCUGACGUUGCUGGGUGUCAAAGGUUACUCCAUGACAGAGGUGGAUCGCCUUGGAAUAUCCAAAGUGAUGGAGGAGACAUGUGACUACAUCUUCUCAAAGGUGAAGAAGCCCAUCCACCUGAGCUAUGACAUCGAUGCCCUGGACCCAUCCAUCUCCCCGGCCACAGGAACACCAGUAGUGGGAGGGCUGACCUACAGAGAGGGAGUCUACAUCACAGAGCACAUCUGUCAGACAGGGAUGCUGUCUGCAGUGGACAUGGUGGAGGUGAACCCAAAGAGAGGCAAGACAGAGGAAGAGAUCAGCUCCACGGUCAACACUGCAGUAGAUCUGAUACGUGGCUGCUUCGGAAAGCUCCGGGAGGGAAACCACCCUGCAGACUACAAGAUGCCCCUGCCUUGAGCUGCCAACUACCACAGAGCCUUCGAUUACAGUGAAGGGCUGUGGCCAGCACCACCUUUCUGCACUUCAAAGUCAUCUUGACUCUUUUUCUGUAAUCCAGUUAACAAAUUGCCCUUUGUAUCAAAUCAUGGAGAGAUUAAAAUAGAUACCAUAUUUUUUUUCUUCAGAA
Oncorhynchus mykiss (rainbow trout) is the source of this 1620-nucleotide messenger RNA. Its product is annotated as arginase-1. The record is from RefSeq and is a predicted model, not a curated record. Gene Ontology annotation, molecular function: arginase activity; manganese ion binding. Lineage: Eukaryota; Metazoa; Chordata; Actinopteri; Salmoniformes; Salmonidae. Gene Ontology annotation, cellular component: cytosol; cytoplasm; nucleus.